This is a messenger RNA of Bradysia coprophila, 1130 nucleotides long. RefSeq names its product eukaryotic translation initiation factor 1A (gene eIF1A). Gene Ontology annotation, biological process: translational initiation. The record is from RefSeq and is a predicted model, not a curated record. NCBI's taxonomy places the organism in Eukaryota, Metazoa, Arthropoda, Insecta, Diptera, Sciaridae. Gene Ontology annotation, molecular function: translation initiation factor activity; RNA binding.
CACGACCAACGUCAGUCUGUACAGUCUUUUCUUUUCUGAUUUCGAUCUGGUAAACUUAUUUGCUGAGUGUUAAAAGACUAUCUCAGACAAUUUCGUAUCUAAAGCAAAAGGCUAAAUUCGUAAAUCAAAUCUAAAGUGCAAUGCCGAAGAACAAGGGAAAAGGUGGUAAAAAUCGUCGACGUGGUAAGAACGAAAAUGAAUCCGAGAAACGUGAAUUGAUUUUCAAAGAAGACGAGCAGGAAUAUGCUCAAGUGACCAAAAUGCUUGGCAAUGGUAGACUCGAGGCGAUGUGCUUUGAUGGUGUGAAACGUCUUUGUCACAUUCGUGGAAAACUGAGGAAAAAGGUGUGGAUAAACCAGGGCGAUAUCAUUUUAGUGGGACUACGUGACUAUCAGGAUGCAAAGGCUGACGUUAUUCUCAAAUACACACCCGAUGAGGCGCGAAAUCUGAAAACGUACGGCGAAUUCCCCGAAUCGGUGCGUAUCAAUGACACAGUGACGUUCGUCGAGGAUGGUUUGGACGAGGACAUAGAAUUUGGUGAUGAAAUUAGUUCCGAAGAUGAUGCCGAUUCCGUGGACGCUAUAUAGAGAGUGUGUGGUGCAGGAACAAUUUUUUUUUUUUUGGCGUGUUAUCGUUAUUAUCGAAUCGUCUUAGCUAUUAAUAAAUUUUUAAACUAAAGAGAAAACAGAAACAAAAAAACCGGAGAAAUAAAACACAAACAAACAUUAACAUUCAGUAAACACAAAAAAACGAGCCACCAAAUUUAUUUUAAUUUCAAUUUCGUGGACUGCAUAAAGAAAAUCCUUUCGUUUUUUCCAAACCCAAGGUUUUAUUUGAGGUUCUCCUUAUUUUACUGAAACCUAAACUUUUUGCCUUUGCUGGCAAACAAAUCAAACUUUUUUCAUAAAAAGCAAAUUAUUUUUCACAUUUUAUUCCUCACCUCCCCCCUUUUUUUAUAAAAAUUUGAAUUUCGUUGAUUGAUUUUUGAUAUUUUUUUUAUUAAGUUUUUUUUCGUUUUUUAAAACUCCUAAAACAUGCAGCACAUCUACAAUAUGUAUUUAUGUAAAAACUUGUCGAUGGUUUGUAAAUUUAGAAAAAUUAAACAAAAAUUUGAUCACCGAAUCAACUAA